AUGCACCAUAAUUUUAGACAGUGUCUGGAUGACUGCCUGCAGCAAUAUAUAAAGAACUUUGAGAGGGAAAAAAUUGCUGGGGACCAGUUGCUACGGAUUACUCAUCAGGAACUGGAGGAGCUGGGAGUGACACGAAUUGGCCAUCAGGAACUUAUUUUGGAAGCUGUAGAUUUACUCUGUGCACUGAAUUAUGGUUUGGAAACAGAGAACCUGAAAACACUUUCUCACAAACUAAAUGCAUCAGCCAAAAACCUACAGAACUUUAUAACAGGAAGGAGGAGAAGUGGACACUAUGAUGGAAAAAGUAGCAGGAAGUUGCCUAAUGACUUCCUCACCUCUGUUGUGGAUCUCAUUGGAUCAGCAAAGAGUCUUCUUGCUUGGCUGGACAGGUAUUGCCACGCUGAUCAGGAUGACAUUGAUAACCUUAAAAAAAGAUGGAUAGGGCAUAAACUGGAUAAAUCUCCCUUUGCUGCUGUGACUGAUUACUCUGUGACCAGAAAUAAUGUUAUUCAGCUUUGCCUGGAAUUAACAACAAUUGUUCAGCAGGAGUGCACCGUUUAUGAAACAGAAAAUAAAAUUCUUCAUGUGUGCAAAACCCUCUCAAGUGUUUGUGAUCAUAUCAUCUCUCUCUCAUCGGAUCCUUUGGUAUCGCAGUCUGCACAUCUUGAAGUCAUCCAACUCUCCAACAUCAAGCCAAGUGAAGGGCUGGGGAUGUACAUUAAAUCAACUUAUGAUGGGCUACAUGUUAUAACUGGAACAACUGAAAAUUCACCUGCUGAUCGUUGCAAGAAGAUUCAUGCUGGGGACGAAGUUAUCCAAGUUAACCAUCAAACUGUGGUGGGGUGGCAGUUGAAAAAUUUGGUGAAUGCACUACGAGAAGACCAGAGUGGUGUUAUCUUAACUUUGAAAAAGCGACCUCAGAGCAUGCUUACCUCAGCACCAGCUUUACUGAAAAAUAUGAGAUGGAAGCCCCUUGCUCUGCAGUGGUAUGAUGAUGAAAUGAAAACUUAUUCCUGGACACGUUUAUCACCUCUUAUCCCAAGAAGUCCAACAAGCAGUGUUGCUACACCUUCAAGUACCAUAAGCACACCAACAAAAAGAGACAGCUCUGCUCUUCAGGACCUCUUUAUUCCACCUCCUCCUGUAGAGCCCUACACACCAAGGGAUGAGAAAGGUAAUCUACCUUGUGAUGACGUGAGCCGACACAUUGUUGGGAAACCAGUUUCCAAGGGAUCAGAGUCGCCUAAUUCAUUUCUGGACCAAGAGUAUCGAAAGCACUAUAAUGUUGUAGAGGAGGAUGCGAUAUUGUAUUGCUAUGAAUAUGAUAAGGGUAGGACGAGUGUGCAAGGCAGGCGGGAAAGCACUCCUACUUAUGGGAAGCUUCGCCCAAUCUCUAUGCCUGUGGAAUAUAAUUGGGUGGGGGAUUAUGAAGAUCCCAGCAAGAUGAAACGAGAUGGCAGAAGAGAGAGUUCACUGCUUCGAUAUAUGAGCAACGAUAAAAUAAUACAAGAAGAGUAUAUGAUGCAAAGGAACAGUAAGAAAGACACAGGGAAGAAAUCCAAGAAGAAGGGUGACAAAAACACCAGCCCCAGCCAUUAUGGCCUGCUCCCUGGUGCACAAAUGGAUUCACUUCGGCACGAGGUGGUUAGCCCAUCAGUGGCUGACACUGCGUCCUAUCACACGUUCCAGCAGUCAUCUCUUCAACAUAAAUCGAAAAAAAGAAACAAAGGUCCUGUUCCUGGCAAAAGCAAAAGACGCAUUUCCUGCAAAGACUUGGGUCGUGGUGAUUGUGAAGGUUGGCUAUGGAAAAAGAAAGAUGCCAAAAGCUAUUUCUCACAGAAGUGGAAAAAAUAUUGGUUUGUCCUUAAGGACGCAUCCCUUUAUUGGUAUACAAAUGAGGAGGAAGAAAAAGCAGAGGGAUUUAUCAGUCUGCCGGAAUUUAAAAUUGACAGAGCCAGCGAAUGCCGUAAAAAAUUUGCAUUUAAAGCUUGCCAUCCGAAGAUCAAAAGCUUUUACUUUGCUGCCGACAAUUUAGAUGACAUGAACAGGUGGCUGAGCAGAACUAACCUGGCAGCUUCUGGCUAUGCAGAAAGAGAGCGGAUGAAACCAGAUCAAGAAUAUUGGAGUGAGAGUGAUCAAGAAGAGGUUGAAACUCCAUCUACACCGAAGCAAGACAGUCCGCCACCACCUUAUGAUACAUACCCUAGACCAGUAUCGAUUAGUUGUGCUAGCCCUUUUGUGGAACCAAAACACAGUAGACUGUCUUCCACAGAAACCUCUCAAUCCCAGUCUUCUCAUGAGGAAUAUCGUCAGGAAACUGCAGGGAGCACCACAGAUUCUCCACUACGUAAAACAGCCAGCCAACGGCGUUCAUGGCAGGAUUUAAUUGAGACCCCAUUAACUAGCUCAGGACUUCAUUACCUUCAGACUCUUCCUUUGGAGGACUCCGUGUUUACUGAGACAGCUGUUGUCUCCCCAGACCACAGACGACAGUCAACCCUCCCAGCCCAAAAGUGCCAUUUGCAAGAUCAUUAUGGCCCAUUUCCAUUGGUGGAGGGCAAUAGAUUACAAGUGCUAAGUGGCAGUGGUUCAAAGCCACGUAGUUUUACUCUUCCACGAGAUGCUGGCUUAAGCCACUAUGCUCCACUGUCACCAGUGAGCGUGAGUAUUUCAGAACAUCAGGAACCAUCACCAAAACAAGAAGCACAAGAGGAAGACACUUCUGAAGAUGCAGAACAAACGGAAGAUACAACAGACACUGUAGACGAGAAGCCAGCAGAUUCAUUACAAGAUCUCUACAGGGCUCUGGAACAGGCCAGUUUGUCCCCACUUGGAGAACAGCGUCUUUCAACCAAAAUGGAAUACAAGAAGUCUUUUAUAAAAAGAUGUAGUGAUCCUGUAGUCAAUGAAAAACUUCACAGACUUCGAAUUUUGAAAAGCACUUUAAAGGCCAAAGAAGGAGAAGUAGCUAUUAUUGACAAGAUUCUUGAUAAAACAGAUUUAACAUCUAGAGACUUUCAAGAAUGGAAACAACUCUACCUUGAUCUUUUUUUGGACAUCUGUCAAAAGCCAAACUUAAAAGACUCUGAAAGUGUCUCAUCGGAGGUGGAUGCACUUAUUCAGUCUUUAGCACACACACACUCCUAUAUUGAAACGCAUGUAUAA
Bombina bombina (fire-bellied toad) is the source of this 3165-nucleotide messenger RNA. It is a transcript of the gene CNKSR2, whose product is annotated as connector enhancer of kinase suppressor of Ras 2. Gene Ontology annotation, cellular component: cytoplasm; membrane. The record is from RefSeq and is a predicted model, not a curated record. Gene Ontology annotation, biological process: regulation of signal transduction. Bases 1 to 3165 code for a protein of 1054 amino acids. Gene Ontology annotation, molecular function: protein binding. The transcript has 24 exons. Lineage: Eukaryota; Metazoa; Chordata; Amphibia; Anura; Bombinatoridae.